This is a messenger RNA of Anopheles nili, 5951 nucleotides long. RefSeq lists its product as uncharacterized. The record is from RefSeq and is a predicted model, not a curated record. NCBI's taxonomy places the organism in Eukaryota, Metazoa, Arthropoda, Insecta, Diptera, Culicidae. Gene Ontology annotation, biological process: protein dephosphorylation. Bases 1 to 4974 code for a protein of 1657 amino acids. The transcript has 10 exons. Gene Ontology annotation, molecular function: protein phosphatase regulator activity.
AUGUCCUUCUCGCACAAACGAAAGGCCCACUCGCAUGGGGUUUCUAUCGGUUGCACUGAUGACACGAUCAACGAAGACGAUCGACAGCAGCAACAGUCAGGUCGGCGCCGUGUGUUCCUGUUGCCAACUGCGGACACUAGCGACGAGGACGAUGAUGACGCGUACGCCGAAAUAAUGUCUGCAAUCGCCGCGACUGAGAAGCGCGAGCUGGAACGUUGCAAUGAACGCAAUCGCUGCUCCAUCGAAUCGCUGGAGCAACCUGACACUGAUCUUAAAGUGUUCGAUGACCACGGAGCAAUGCUUGACCACAAGUUUGAUCGGCUAGUGUCGGAAGUACACGGUUUGCGUGAUCAAAUUGGAGAUCGCAUUGAAACGUUGAACCGACGGUUAACGCAGACAAACCGGCUCUUCCUGGCGCAUCAGGACUAUGGUCAGCGAUCGAACCGGGCCGGGGAUCUGCUACUGGCAGGUAUACCAACCGAUUACGAGGGUGAAAGACUGCGCGAGUGUUUCGUGCGUAUUGCACGUAAGCUUGGAUACGCCGAGAGUGAGAUUCCGAUUGUGCACAUCCGGCGUCUCGAACUCGGUACAACUACUCCGACUACCGGAAAACCACCUUUACCUACGCGCUAUAGUGCCAACGUGCUCGACAAUGUCGGAAGGACUCGUAGUUCUUCCAAAAUGCGAGCGGUAGUUGUUCAGCAGCCGCAACCGGCCGCCGUUCACGUGCAGUUCGUUUUCCGGAAUGCACGAAACGAGUUCUAUCGGCGGUAUCAAGAAGGAGGCCGUGGUGGCACCGGGUUGUCAUUUCAAGAGCUCGGCUACGACGGAUCCACCGAGCGGGUGUAUGUGAGCGAAAAUCUAACCCGUAGCAAUGUCAGCCUCAAGGCAGAGGCAAUGCGAUUGAAGCGCGAUGGCAAGAUCAAAAGUGUUUUCACCGUGAAUGGUCAGAUCUACGUGAAGCGAUCGGUUGAUCAUCGGCCCGAACUGAUCACCAAUAGCGUUGAUCUGCUGCUGCUCGACGAGAUCAAGAUGAAAGCAAACAAAGAUUUCUACCCACGGGUCCUGGAGCACAUCAUCAAUACACAGUCACCGCAAGUGCUGUGUCGAGAUUACAAGGAGAUCCUGGGCACGCUCGAUAUCAUCUCCACCGAUCAAGAUGAGUCCGUGCGGUUGUAUCUGGCCUGCUGGCUGCAUAAGUACUGCGCGAGCUGGUUCAGUCGAGACCUGGACCAGCAGAGCAUAUUCAGCAAAGCAUUCCUGGAGAAGAUCCUGCAGAUCAUCCUCCGUUACUUAACAGACGAGCCGAAUGUUCGCGCGUCGACAUUCGAAUCGCUGACGUAUCUGAUCGAGAAAGGCUACCUGGAUCGCGCCACGACGCUUAAGCUGAACAUCGUCGAGGAGCUUGUCAGUAAGCCGAUCAAUGAGCAGUUUAUGGACAUGUGCACCAACUACAUCCAUCUGAUGGUGAAGAUUGCUCCGCUAGUGGGAAGCGCCAAGACGCAGGAGCUCUUGUACAGUCGCUUCGUGAAAAUGUGUACCUGCAAGAUCAACUUCGUGCGCAAGGAAUGUGCGACCGCCUUCCCGGUGAUGUGCGAAGUGCUCGGGAAUGACGUGUUCGAGAAAAAUCUGCAGCCAAUAUUCAUGAAGCUGUGCGAGGACGAAACCUGGACCGUACGCAAGGCCUGCGCGGAAGUCAUGCCGUUCAUCGCGCUGCUCUGUUCACUCGAGAAACGCCGGAAGGUGCUUGUGCCAGCCUACAAGAAGUUCAUGUUUGAUACUAGUCUUUGGGUGAUCAAGGCGGCACUGAAGAACCUAGGUCGAUUUUUGGCGACAUUCGCGCAGCUGCAAAUACUCGGGUUGGCGUACAACAGCAGUUUGGAGCUGUCGAUCACGAAUGCGGCGGACGAGGCGUUCCAGGAGCUGAUGGGAAAUGCGCGCCAGCUCGCACACGGCAGCCAACAACCAGCCGCCAGCGUGCUGCUGAAGAACUUCGAGUCGUACGAGCAACGCUUCAAGGAUUCGAUCCAGCGACACGCGUUACUUUCGCUGGUUAAGUCGGCGGAUGACGACGGACCGUCAUCGUGGAAAACAUCGUCACCGAGGGGCGAGGAUCGCAUCAACGUCGAGGCAUACCUCACGUCGGUCGUGUUCGUCGAAGAGCACCUGUCGCAGCGCCAGUCGACUGGUUCGACCUCGGAUGAUGGUGGCGGUGGCAUAUCGAAGCUGACCGACUUCUACUACGUGCGCCACAAGUCACUGUCGUCCAGCUCGUCGAUCGCGUCCACCUCACCAACGCCGUCCCCGCUGUACCGCACCAACCAGAGCUACGAUGAGAAGAAUCCGCUCAAUCGGUUCAUGCGCUACUGCUCGCCACUCAAGAACAACUUCGAGCACGCGUUCGCCAACCCUUCCGGCAGUGAUGGUGGCGAUCAGGGCGGUGGCAGUGACGCUUUCGACAACCACGGCCAUUGGGACUCGGAGGAUGAUAACUUUGGUUCCAAUCAUCUGCAUCACCUGCCGGAUCUCAGUCUGGCUGGACCGGACGUGGAGGAAGGCGGUGGUAGCGGAGUGAUCUACGAUAGCGAUAAUCCAAAGCACCUGCAGGCUGACGGUGGCGGUGGUGUUGGAGGUGUCGGUGGGCUGGACUUCAUAAUGGAGGCUGGCGAGGAGGACGAAAACGCGAUCGACGAGUGUUUCAAUUCGCAUCAGUUCUGGUACAUUAGUCCCGGGCUCGCGCUGGAUCUCGAGUUCAUCGACAAGGAGGAAUCGCCAGCGGCUGACGACGAGGAGGCUGAGCAGGAUGCGGGGUGCAAAGAUGCAAGCAAUAACAACACCACUGCGGCGGUCUGCGAGAGGGCACCGGUGGUAACCGCUGAAAGCACCACUGAGGACGACAGCAGGAACAACAACCUGACGCAGCAGACGACCACUGGUGAGGAGCAGCAGCAGACCUCGUCUUCCGCCGCGCUCGUGGUGGAGGACAACGAGAACCAGAACGAUAGCGACUCCAGCUACGGCAGCAUCAACAACAACGAGUCCGACAACAGCAAGCUUAUCUACCUGUACGAGGAUCUACUGCCUUCUCAAUCGCAAACGGGGGCGACGUCGGCGGCAGCAGCAGCCGGUGGUGGUGGUGGUCCGGUUGCAGGCACGUCCGGUGGAGCCGGUAGCAGCAGCAGCACGGUUACGCCAACUAUGACGACAGUGGAGCGUUUCCGGGCGGCUGAGCAGCUGAAGACACAGAUCCGCUGGGAGAACGAGGAGGUCGAGUGGAACCUGUUGGAGGAUUUCCUGCACAUGAAAAACGUGAACAAGGAGCUGUGCCAGGACUGCGCGUACAACUUCCCCGCCGUGGUACUCACGUUCGGCGACAAGUUCUGGCCGAUCCUAUGCCGGUACUUCUUCGAUCUAUGCGCCGAUGUCCAGGAUUCGGUGCGACGCACGAUGGCCGCGUCGAUCAGUAAGAUCGCACUCAUCAUCGGGCGUGAGCAGGCGACGCGCGAUCUCGUACCGUCGUACACCGAGUUCCUGCUGGACGCGGACGACAUCAAGUUCGAGGUGGUGCGUACGCUGGCCGAAUUCCUGCGCGUGAUCGACGCCUGCGAGCACGAGACGCUCAUGAACCAUCUUGGCAUGUGCCUGCAACCGCCGCUGAAGAUUAUGAAUUGGCGCUUCCGCGAACUCGCUGGUCAACAGAUCAUCGAGCUGGCGCGCAUGCACACCACGAUCCGCAAGGAAAACUGUCUGCUCUUCCUCACCGGGCUCGCGAUGCGCCUCAUGCUAGACAAGUACGACAGCGUCCGGAAGGCCGGCAUCGAUGCGUUCGUCGAGUGCAGCCACGAGUUCCAGCAAAACGAAAAGGUGUUCGAGUUCUUCAACAAGCACUUUGCCUUCGACAGCAACUGGCGACGCCGACAGGCGUAUGUGAUAGCGGCUGGAAAAAUGAUCGAGACUGAUCGUGUCGAGGUGAAAAUCUUUCGCAAACAUGUGUUCAACAAUGUGCUCAAGCUAGCCGACGAUGCGGUGCCGAACGUUAGAAUACAAGUCGCCAAGUGCCUCAAAGAAAUCAUUGAACCCCAUGAAAAAUUUGCAAACGAUCCUCAGGUUGAGUCAACGCUGCAAAAGCUGCGCAACGAUAAGGACUGCGACGUGCGGGGCCACGUAGACGGCUACCAGAGCCUGGAGGAGGAGAUGGCUGCGGCCACUGUCCACUCGACCGCAUCCAAUGCCAGUACGGUGAUGAUGACAUCGGGUGAAAGCGACCAAGAGCAGCAGUCAUCGUCGCCGUCGACAGGCUGUUCCUUGUCGGAGUCACUAGUUUCAUCGCACCUUUCGUACGCGGAAAUCACGAGCGGUUAUUUCGAUUCGGCCAUGUCUUCACUUACGCUCGACGACCAUCAGUUCUCGUCGGGUGGCAUGCGCAAAGAAGGAGGAGAGCUGCUUCCCUCGAGCCAGCAGGAAGGACGAGCAGAGCGUGGGAAUGAGGCCAGUGGCUUACCACCCAUCCACCACACGGUGAACGAAACGAAAACCGAGGAACACGAGCAAGAAGACGACGAUGAUGAGUGUGGCGAGGAAGCGAUCGAGCAACCGACCUCCUCCAUGUCGACCGACGAUGAUGCGGCCUACUGCUCCGAGAUGGAUACGUCCUCGAACGUGUCCACACCGUCGGUGGCGGCGGCGCUUACCACCAUUCCAUCACAGGAACCGGUAGUCACGGACAGCAGCGGCCAGGUCGUGCCUAUGUCCAACAGUACGGAAGAUUUUCCGGAACUCGUCAAUGGCGAAAGUGGACCGGCAGCGCCGCAAACAAACUUCGUCAUGGGAGGCGAUAGUGGUUCUGCAUCGAAGAAGGGAUUUGAUGGAGGUGCCACCACUACCGGAACUGGCAACAGCAAUACCAGCAGCAGCAGCAACACACCGAAGAUAAAGGACACCUUCUUCCGGAGGCGCAGCAAAGGCAAGAAGUAACCUGCCGGUGGCGAUAAGGCGCGCCAAUAUCCACGCCCCUACUACUUAGAUGGCACAGCGCGAAUCACGUAUAGGAGUAGAAGAAUAUGAUGGCCCGUCUAGAAGGGGGAGGCUGUUAGUACUAACUUCCACAGGCGUUAUUGUGUUCUCGUGUAGCCAUUUAUGGGUUUUUAGCAGAAUUAGAGAUCAAAUCCGUUCGCGCACCUUGACCACCGAUAGAAUUCAAACGAAGUAGUAAAAAAGCCAUGAGGGAUGAAUACGGAACGAGGAUAACAACUCCAUCAUACUUACACACACUCGCUCGCGCGCACAUACACACACACACACACACCUUUAAUCACACGCGUUAAAUUUGGAUUACUUAGUUCAGUAGGUUCGUGCGCACAGAGAGGUUAGGUUUUGUUAAUUUGCUGUGCUACUCUACUCUUGCUUACAAAGGGAGUGCGUGCAGUUGUGUAUGAGUGUGUGUAAGUCGCUUCUGUAUUUCAACCCUAAAACCCGUUCGGAUUUAAGUUUAGGAUCGCUAGGCACAGGGAGCAGUGGACGAAGCUGUACCUCAAAAGAAGGAGAAACCAUUCGUUUUUUUCUUAUUUUUUUAACGCCACCGUCUGUUGUCUUUAUUUAGUUUCCUGCAAAAAGACCGAGUGGGGUCGUGAAAGAGAGAUUGUGAAAAGAGAAAGAACAGAGACAGAGUUGUGAAGGUGGGGUUGGCCGCCGUGCCAGGGAAUGGACGGACGGGUGUACGUACACGCAAGGUUUGUUAAAUAAUAUCUACCGCAUAGAAACCGGUGUUUCUGUUAUAUCGUUCCAAUGAAAUUCAAGUAGCACAGGCGCAGACGGAAAGGAUGCAUGUAGUUGACAGGAGCAGAACGAAGGAUAGAAGCGGAUGAGAGGAAAUAUUAUACUUUAAAAACGAAUUAUGGACUGCUGUAACGAGAGAAGCACGAUGUGAUUAAAGAAGAUAAAGAAAGAUGUAA